This is a messenger RNA of Sphaerulina musiva SO2202, 3050 nucleotides long. RefSeq lists its product as uncharacterized. NCBI's taxonomy places the organism in Eukaryota, Fungi, Ascomycota, Dothideomycetes, Mycosphaerellales, Mycosphaerellaceae. The record is from RefSeq and is a predicted model, not a curated record. The transcript is spliced from 3 exons. Gene Ontology annotation, molecular function: DNA binding; transcription coactivator activity; protein binding. Bases 155 to 2764 code for a protein of 869 amino acids. Gene Ontology annotation, cellular component: SBF transcription complex; MBF transcription complex.
CUCGUAUGGCGCGCACCACGGCUACAACUCGAGCUUCGAUAGCAGCCAGCAACAGCAGACUCACGCGCAACCCGCCCCGGCCUCAUAUGCGCAGAGCUUUCCCAAUGGCCCCGUGAGCAACCCGGGAUACGCGAGGAGCUUUGGCGACGGCGCCAUGAGCCACAUGCGCCAGUACGAUGAGAAGCCGCAGAUAUAUACUGCUGCCUACUCGGGCGUGUCCGUCUACGAAAUGGAAGUCAGCGGGGUCGCUGUCAUGCGCCGUCGCAGUGACGGAUGGCUCAAUGCGACACAGAUCCUCAAGGUCGCGGGCGUCGAUAAGGGAAAGCGCACCAAGGUCCUCGAGAAAGAAGUCCUCACGGGCGAGCACGAGAAAGUGCAGGGUGGCUAUGGCAAGUAUCAAGGCACCUGGAUCAGCUAUCGCCGGGGUCGUGAAUUCUGCCGCCAAUAUGGCGUCGAAGAUGUCCUCCGACCCCUCUUGGAGUAUGAUGUAUCUGCCGAUGGAUCUCAAGGCCAGGGCGCGCAGGACACCCCGACCAAAGAGCAGGCCAUGGCUGCGCAACGGAAGAAGUUUUACACCAACUCGAGCCUCGACCAGAGACCGAACGGCCAAUCCGCCGCCAAUGGCACCUUCUUCUCCAGCAUCUCCCCGACCACUAGCGUGGCCUUGGCUGCCAUGAACAAGGCUGCGAGACUCAACUCGCCUGCGCCGAGAAAUACAAGCACGCCUCGACCGUCGAAUAUGCGCCAGUCGCUACGAGAGCCCUCGAAUAGCCAGCAAAGUGCGGCAUCCGAUGUGGACCACAAACUGGACUACUCUGGCUUCAACAAUUCACAGACCAACGGCGAACCGCCCCGGAAACGAAUGCGACCUGACAGUCAAAACCAAGACAUGGGCCCUCCCAAUCUCCCACAUGAUGUAUCCAUGCGGUCGACCACGCCGACCGAGCCCAACAUGAGCUUCUACGAGCAGAAGCUCAUGCAGGAGUCUGUGAACGCACAUGGCGAGCCUAUUGCAUUGCCUCCUCUGCCCAGUCCCGCCACGGAACGUGACCAGGAAAAGAUGAACUUGAUCCUCGACCUAUUUGCGGAGCAAGGACGUACGGAUUACGCCUCGCAUCCUGCACUGCUGCAGCUUUCGAACGAUGAUCUCAACAUGCCCCUCGACGCUGCGGCCAAUAACGCCCUGCAUUGGGCGGCAACGCUGGCGAAGGUGCCUCUCCUCAAACUGCUCAUACAAAAGGGCGCGAGCAUAUGGCGAGGUAAUGCAGCGGGACAGUCGCCUCUUAUCAGCGCGGUGCUGGUCAACAAUUCAUGGGAGCUUUCUUGCUUUCCUGACAUACUCGACGUACUCGGGCCCCUGAUCGAGGUUCGCGACCUCCAGGGUCGCACCCUUUUGCAUCACAUUGCUGUCUCAUCAGGUAUCAAAGGACGUGCACCGAGCAGUAAGUACUAUCUGGAGGCGCUUCUGGAGUUUCUUGUGAGGAUUGGCACCAAGUCAGAUACUGCCACGGGGCCUCAGGGAGCAUCGAGCGUCGUAGCACUGGCAGCGGCGCAAGCGACCCACCAACAAACCAAUGGCGAAAGUGCCUCCAGUCAGGACACCGAGAGACCAUCGGAAUUGAGGGGACCAAUCAGCUUGGUGCGCUUCCUGUCCCAGAUUGUCAACGCGCAAGACAAGGCGGGCAAUACCGCCCUCAAUCUGGUUGCGAGAAUCGGGAACCGAAGUAUCAUUCAGCAGCUACUCGAAAUCCACGCGGACCCCGGUAUGCCGAAUCGCAAAGGCAUAUCAGCGAAAGACUUUGGUGUAGGGCUUGGGCCUGGCGAGCAUCCUCGCUUUGCCGCUGGGCCUGCUCCGGCCAGCUCACAGUCCCAUCCACCAUCCUACCCAGGUCUAGCAGCUGCUGACACCGAUGGCGAGCCCUCCUGUGGCGCACCGACGAGCCAGGCGGAGGUUUUGGGGCAGGAAGUCAUUGCUUCUAUGACAUCCAUGCUUACGCAAAAUCUUGCCUCUCACAAAGAGCUUUUGCGUUCGAAGACGGAAGCGAUUGAUCGGCUUAAUGAGCGGAUCCGUGAGCUGAGCGCAAUGCAAAAGUCUGAUUUGGAAAAGCUGCAAGAGCUCAAAGACCGCGUGCGGUUGCGCGCAGAGCGAAGAGCGAAGAUUGCCAAUCUGCGCAGAGAGAUUGAAAAGAAGAAGGCUGCGAACAAGAAGAUGCAAAAUCGCAGAAAGUCACAGACUCCCACAUCCGAAAUCGAUCUCGAACCCGACUGGCUUACAGAUUUGAACGACAAUCUCAACAGCACACGAAUGGAUGCCCAUCAACGAAAACUCAUCACGUCGAGUCUCCCUGCACCACACCUGAUCAGAGCUCGCUUGAACGCGUAUACGAAGUCAAAUGCCAAACUACAAUCGCAAGCAGAUCAAUUGCGGGCCAGGUCCACAGAACUAGAGGGUCUCUAUCGAAAAGUCGUCGCGCUUUGUACAGGUGUCCCCGAAGAAAAACUCGACGAAGCUCUUCCCGCUCUCGUCGCGGCUGUCGAGAGUGAACGAGGCGGUCUCGGCGAAUCCGAUGUUGGUCGGGUGAGAGAGUUUCUACGCAAGACUGAUGGCGGCAGCAGGGAAAUGGAGCAGCAAGAGGAUGGUGUACGACUGAUGAUCAAUCCGACUGUCAGUGCUGCUGCAGAACGAGCACAUCAGGACCGGCUGGCUUCGCAGGCUGCUAUCAGGGCUGCUGCUGCCGCUGGUGCGAGAAGUCGUCAGGCAUGAUCAGUAUGCUGAAUCUUCUUCUUGUUGCUGUCGUUGUCGUUGUCGUUGUCCUUUUUUCUACUCGUAAAGACGAGCAGCAGCGUGGCGUUGGAGGCUUCCUGGGGCUGUUUUGUUUGGACUGCACGUAUAUAAGUGUAUCCUGACGUAUGUGCGUCGUGUUGAAACUCUCUCUUUCUCUCCUUCUCUGUACAGAAUCCAAGGCUGAAGUCAAAUCGUGAUGUGAUCUCAGAAAUUAAACAAUAACAAAAAGAAAAAAGAAGGAAAAAAGUAAAAAGAUAACAACAAC